This is a messenger RNA of Contarinia nasturtii (swede midge), 4041 nucleotides long. It is a transcript of the gene Mmp2, whose product is annotated as matrix metalloproteinase-2. Gene Ontology annotation, cellular component: extracellular matrix. Gene Ontology annotation, biological process: extracellular matrix organization; proteolysis; collagen catabolic process. The transcript is spliced from 11 exons. Gene Ontology annotation, molecular function: metalloendopeptidase activity; zinc ion binding. The record is from RefSeq and is a predicted model, not a curated record. The coding region runs from base 1247 to 3286 and encodes 679 amino acids. Lineage: Eukaryota; Metazoa; Arthropoda; Insecta; Diptera; Cecidomyiidae.
CUUGCAUUGCUGUAAUAUGAUGCACUUCUCUACCAUAUACGGAACACAACACACAUCAAGCAAAACACAACCAGACAAGAAACAAACGAAAAACCCAUUAGUCCAUAGCAAAGGCAAAAUACUCACAGCCAGUUCUAUAUAUGUGGCGAACAAAUAUCACGCACAUUUUUCGCCGCUACUCCGCUCCGCUACUUUCGUUCGAAUACAAAAUGUGCUUCACGUUUAUUUUAAAUCGCAUUUGUUAGGCGGAUUGUGUUGUUGUGCGUGAAGUGUGUAUAUAUAACAAAACGUAUAAUUUUUUAGUAAUUAAUUUCGAUAAGUUGUGUUGUUGCAUCUGAAAUUUGGAGCUUGUGAGAUUUGCGUUCAGUUUAUUCAACCGGGCAUUGAUUUUUUUUGUUUGUUUCACUCCUGUCGGAAUGGUCAUGGUGCGUUUUUAUUCAAAAAUAGCAGCUUAUCAAUAGGAUUAACAGAGACGAAUUUUGGUCAUUGAGCUUGAUUUCUAUGCCGUGUGACAUUUAAUCGAUAUAGACAUGUAAACAAAAUUGACAAUUGAAUCAGCGCGGAAAUUGAGAAAAAAAAAACGAAAUACAUUAUCAAUGCCCGAUAUGAGUGAAUCCAAUGUUGAAUUGGUGAAAUUUUAACAGUGGCCACCGUUGCUGCUGCUGUUGCUACUGUACCACUAGUCAAUGAACACCGAAACGAAAACAUCAACAGUGUGAAACGGAGUUUGAUAUGUCAUAUCAAAACAUCCUAUAUUGGAUAUGUGAAUUUAUGCGAGUUCAUUGUGUGGCAGUUGUGAACAGUUCAAGAUUUUUUCACUGUCAACAUACAUAUAGAAGAAACGUGUACGGUUCGUGUGACGAAGGGGAAAUUGUGUUGCGCGCGGUCAAUAUUCUUGGUGCCUUCAUCGCCACCGCCGUUGCCGUCGACCCGAGACGUAUUUGGAUUAUUUCAUAGUGUUAUUGUUAAUGUUUAUAAAGAGUUCUAUGCCCUGUGUGUGAUGGUAUGAAUAUAAAAAAAACAUAAACACUUUAUUAUUGAAAUCGAUGUGAAUGAAACAAACAAAGCGAAAUACAUGCGUACUUCUUUCAUUUCGAGUUUAUUAAACGAAGUAAAUCAUUCCCAACCAAUACCAAUGAAAGUAGAAAACAAUUCGGUCAAAUAAUUGUUGUGUGACUAAGACUGAUUUCCGUUCGAUAGAUUAAGAAAAUACGAAAAAAUAAAAUUAGAAACCAGCGCUGCCAAAAUGUCGUUGCAAAAGUAUAUUGUUGCGUCAAAUUUAGUGAAGAUAUUAUUAAUCACAUGUGUCAUACUGUUGCGAUUACCAAAAUGUACCACAAAACCAGCGAUAGACAUGUAUAGCGAUAAUGUCCAAAAUUAUUUAAUGGAAUUUGGUUAUUUGCCGAAAUCUGAUAUUGAAACGGGAAACCUACGAACCGAAGACCAAUUAAAAGAAUCGAUAAAAAAUCUGCAAAAAUUUGCAAAUAUUCCAGCGACUGGUUUGAUUGAUGAGAAAACGAUGGCAUUGAUGAAAAGGCCACGCUGUGGUCAGCCCGACAAUCCAAAUGUGCCGGAUUUCUUUGCAACGAAUCGCCUAAAACGACGCACACGAAGAUAUGUAAUUCAAGGACCAAAAUGGACAAACACCAGUCUCACUUGGAGUUUGGUGAAUCAAACGAUGGCCGAUUUAGAUGUUAGAAAGGUGCGACGAAUUUUGGGCGAAGCGCUAGAUGUUUGGUCACGUGGAUCACGUUUAACAUUCCAAGAGGUGUACAGCAAAGAUGCAGAUAUUCAAGUUUUGUUCGCACGGAGACAUCAUGGUGACGGAUAUGAUUUCGAUGGACCGGGAUCUGUGCUGGCUCAUGCAUUUUAUCCAGGAAGUGGUCGUGGCGGUGAUGCGCAUUUUGACGAAGAGGAAAAAUGGGUUUUGUCUCCAAGCGAGGGUGAUGGUACAAAUUUAAUGGGCGUUGCGGUGCAUGAGUUUGGUCAUUCGCUGGGAUUAGGACAUUCGUCCGUUGAUAGUGCAAUUAUGUUUCCAUGGUAUCAUGGGCCGCAAAAGUAUAUAGAAUUACCCGAAGAUGAUCGAUUGGCGAUUCAGCAAAUUUAUGGAUCACGUGAAAAGGUAUGGGGUACAUUGGAUAAUCCACGGCCACCACAAACGACAACAUCGACAACGUCAACAACACCACGAUCAUAUUAUCCUGAUCGUGAUCCAUCAAAUCGUGAUCGUGAACGAGAACGCGAUGAGAGAGAAAGACAAGAAGAACGAGAAAGAGCACGAGAACGUCAACGGCAAGAAUGGCAAAGAAGAGAAUGGGAACGACGCGAACGUGAGCAUGAGCAAAAAGAAAAAGAGAGAAGACGACAAAAAGAGCGCGAACAACGUGAACGAGAUGAAGAGGAACGAAGACGACAAGAGGCUGAAUGGGAGAGAGAAAAUGAACGUCGACGAUAUCAAACAACAGCAACACCGAAGAAACCAUGGCAUGAUCACAAUCACCAUCCAAAAUACAAUAAAAAUGGACAAAAUCAUCCUAAGAAAGAAAAACCAGAUACAUGCAACACCAGCUACGAUGCCAUCACCAUCAUUCGAAAUGAACUAUUUAUCUUUAAAGAUCGCUACUUGUGGCGUAUCGGCGACAAUGGAUUGCAUAGCGGUUAUCCGCACGAAAUCACUCGUGUAUGGAAUCAAUUGCCAAGUAAUUUCACUCACAUUGAUGCCGUCUAUGAGAAUAAACAGAGAAAAAUCGUAUUUUUCAUUGGAAAAAUGUAUUACGUUUUCAAUUCAAAUAAAUUGGAGGAUGGUUACCCCAAAGCACUAACCACUCUUGGGUUACCAGCAUCACUGGAUAAAAUCGAUGCUGUUCUGGUAUGGGGUCACAACAAUCGAACAUAUUUCUAUAGCGGAACCAUGUAUUGGAGAUUCGACGAAGAUAUUCAUCACGUGGAAUUAGAUUAUCCACGUGAUAUGUCAAUUUGGCGAGGUAUUGGUUACCACAUCGAUGCAGCGUUUCAAUAUAAAGACGGAAAAACGUAUUUCUUCAAAGGUAAAUCAUUUUGGCAAUUCAACGAUUCGAUAAUGCAUGUGGCACGAAGCAGACCAGAAUCGUCUGCCGUACGAUGGAUGGGAUGUCGUCGACAAUCAACGUAUUCGAAUGAAGUGUACGACGAUGAGGAUCAACAACAAAGAGAGCCAUUGAUUUCAUCAAAAGCGACGAUCGUUUCGGGUACCGCCGUCAACAUCGUUCUAUUCAUAUCUGCCAUGUUGGUUCUAUCGCAUUUAUAGUAGCAAACAAAAGAACAAACAAACAAACAAUUCUAUAAACGCAUUGCAGGCCGCAUUGUGCUUAUCAAACAUAAUUUAGAAUUUAUCUAUUUCUAUUUCUUUUCUGUGUCGUUUAUUCUCAUUAAGCAAUUUUGCAAUAUUUGGACUGCUUUUAUAAAAUAUUUUUACGUGCAAAUACCAAGUAAUUAAAGUAUACCGAUUUCAUUUUAAUUUUUUAUUUUUAAUUAAAUUGAACUGAACGUUUUUGAUUCGAGAAUCAAUUAUUAAUUUAAAAGAGAGAAAAAAUUUUUUUUUAGCAAAAACACCAACAACAACAAUCGUAAAUCCGUUAAUUUAAUCGUAUGCAUAAUAUAAAUUUUAAAAUUAAUUUUAUGUUAAGAGUCACAUUCGGGCGAUAUGAGCUCAACACGUGUUUAUCGAAGGUUCAUGCUUGAAUGCACAGUGUGCUUUAGAUAGUAAAUCAUACUUAUACUGGAUUAUUUGGAGACGAACAGCCACCAUCUGUGUCACAUAUAUAGAUGUAUACGUAUAGUAACGUAUGACAUGAAAGAGUUUUCAUUUUCUUUUGUAUGUUUCAACCGAAUACUUCAGUCACCAAUCAAAUACAUCAACAACAACAAGAAGUGAAAGCAAUAACGUUCUAAUGAAAUUUUGUCAAAGUUUGUUAGUUUUUAUCGAUCCUUUUUCUAUGUAAUAUGUUUAUUUUUUUUUUUAUCAAAACUUCAUCGCAUCAAAGUUUUCAUCCAAAUAAUCAG